This is a messenger RNA of Anopheles nili, 1045 nucleotides long. RefSeq names its product ganglioside-induced differentiation-associated protein 1 (gene Gdap1). Lineage: Eukaryota; Metazoa; Arthropoda; Insecta; Diptera; Culicidae. The transcript is spliced from 3 exons. Bases 1 to 948 code for a protein of 315 amino acids. Gene Ontology annotation, cellular component: mitochondrial outer membrane. The record is from RefSeq and is a predicted model, not a curated record. Gene Ontology annotation, biological process: mitochondrial fusion; mitochondrial fission.
AUGUCUGAGAAACGAUUCAAACGGCCGAGUAUAGCGAACGGCGGCGAUGGGUUGAUAUUGUACUGCAAUCAGUAUAGCUAUUAUUGUCAAAAAGUAUUGCAGGCACUGCAUGAGAAAGGGAUCCGAUUCACCAAGUACGAGAUAGAUGUCACAAAUGAUGAGCACCUUUCGGAAUGGUUCCUCGAACUAAACCCGCGCGCUGAACUUCCAGUAUUGCAGAACGGUCUUCUGAUCGUGCCUGGAUCUGCCCGUAUACUAGACUAUUUUGAAGAAAAUUUUCCGAAAAGUAAAUCUUUGCGCGUGCCCAUUGGAGUGGAUAAACAAGUAGUCGGAUUUCGGCAGACAAUCGAAAGGUUGCCGAUCGGUAUAAUCACAAUCGGAUCGUUCCUUCACACGCAGCACACGGCCAGCCCAAAGUUUCCGUUCGUGCUCCCCGUUCGCCAAACCAUACUCGCGCGCGAGGAAACACUGUCCCAACGGUUGCGCUCGUACGCAUCGGACUAUCCUGCUUUUGCCGAGGGUCUGUUAAAAAAAGCGGAUUUCCAUGAGCGCAAACGAAGCAUCAUCGCAGGUGAGGAGUAUUUUUGCAAGCUUUUGGAGGCGCUAGACGAGUUCUUGACCGAGGUCGAAAAGUACCUCACUACUAUCGAUAUCGAACAAUGCUGGUUGUGCGGUACGGACUCGUUCACCGUUGUCGACAUCGGACUCGGCACGCUGUUAUAUCGAUUGUAUGUGCUAGGGUUGGCUGACCGCUACUGGGGUGAGCUCAAGAGACCGCAAGUAGAGCGGUACUUUGCAAAAGCUUGUGAACGGGGAUCUUUCCAAAGUGUGCUACCGUCGAAGGUAUCGAUUUUACGCACGGUCUGGAUAAAUACACCCCCGAUGUACAAAGCAGGAUUGGCGGCUGUAUCUUCCGUUCUGAUUAGUUCCACAUUACUGAAGCGUUGAUUUGAUUUUGAUACCCAUCAGCUAGUAUUAAACAAAAUUUUUGAGUCUGGAUUUAAAGCGUAUUCCAAGCAAGUAAUUACAACACUAAUAAAGAAAA